AUGUCAGCCGUCUCGAUCUUCUGGAUGCCUGCACUCAGCAUGGAGAGCUAUGAGCAAGCUUGUGUGGCUAUUGCUGCUGCUCUGCACAUCAGUCAGGUGGAGACGGGCAAAGAUAACGCAAAAGAGCUGGUGAAAGAGCAUCUGAGUGCGGAUCAGGCUGGCCCGUGGCUGCUUGUGCUCGAUAAUGCAGAUGAUCACGACAUCUUGUAUGGGACCGAGCAUGUUGCGGGCAUCGUCGACUACCUACCAGAGAGCGAGAAGGGCAUAAGCAGACUAGAUGCCAUGAACUUUUUGGAGAAGUCUUUGAUUGGGAAAAAUCUUACUGAGGAACGCAAGGAGAUGGAAGAACUAUUGGACGAGUUAGCGUGCCUUCCUUUGGCCAUCGCCCAGGCUGCCGCGUACCUAAAUAUGAAUAGAACAUCUAUUACAAGGUAUCUGCGGCUGCUGAGACACACAGAGCAAGAUACCAUCAGUCUGAUGAGCAAAGAGUUCCGCGACCAAACACGCUACAAGGGCUCGGCGAACGCAGUGGUCUCGACUCCCCAACGCGGUAGAUCACGCGAGCGCACACCUAGACUGCCACCUCCACCUCCCGACGCGGGCUAUACUAUCUGGUAUCAUCGCAAAAAAUGCAACUUUAACUGUGGGCCGGAGUAUUUUGCGAGACCCCUCCAGUAUCCGGGACAUCUGACGAAGCAAUAUCACGCUGCUGAUGUCGUGUCUAUACGAUACUGUGACUUCUCCUCCGAUUCUCAAGCAAAGAUUGGAGAGAAAUUUACACUGUCUUCGCAAGGUAAAAUAUACGUCAAGGCAGAAGUCCCCUUCAUCUUUUUCCAUGUAGAGCCUGGCUAUGGCAUUGGCUGGAUGGGUCGCCGCGCGGGUAACCGCGGCUUGGCUUGGCCGACCCCAGUGGAGGAUCAUCCGAAGUACUUCGGGAUAGCGAACAGUGGCGAUCCCAAGGGACCCGCUGGAAACAGCAGUCCCCAUAAGCAACUAAAAAUUGUGCUAGGGAACGGAUCUGAGUCCCUUUUGUCGACGACUCAUAUCUUCGCUGGUGAGCUGGUAAAAGUCCCCAUCCCAUCAAGACGCAAGUACUGGGGCCGACUCACAGUCGAAAGUUAUUACCAGUUAUUCUGUCUGGAGGACUUCCUUACCGCAAGACCUCUAUCACCCAAUGCAAACCUAGAAUCGACCCCAACAGGUGUUGACUUGGAUAUUGAUGCGCUGAGAACAUUACAAACAGCAAAAGACUCUUUGGUGGCAGGGUGGACAGAACAACUUGCAACUCUCGCUGCCAGACAAACUUCCAUCAGCUACGAACAAUACGAAGUCUGGCACUGA
Alternaria atra is the source of this 1341-nucleotide messenger RNA. RefSeq lists its product as uncharacterized. The record is from RefSeq and is a predicted model, not a curated record. The transcript has 2 exons. Bases 1 to 1341 code for a protein of 446 amino acids. Lineage: Eukaryota; Fungi; Ascomycota; Dothideomycetes; Pleosporales; Pleosporaceae.